Messenger RNA from Alternaria arbusti, 1830 nucleotides. RefSeq lists its product as uncharacterized. The transcript has 2 exons. The record is from RefSeq and is a predicted model, not a curated record. NCBI's taxonomy places the organism in Eukaryota, Fungi, Ascomycota, Dothideomycetes, Pleosporales, Pleosporaceae. The coding region runs from base 1 to 1830 and encodes 609 amino acids.
AUGACUUUCGUUUUCAAGGUCGCCAAAUCAACAGAUGCAUUACUACAAUCUGUCCAGGUCGGCCCGGCCGACAUGCUCGCGACUGUUUCAGCGGCCCAUUCAGCCUGGGGUUUCCUGAAAGGCUUGUCCGGGGUGAAAAGCCUGCUUGAGUUCCGCAAAGAGACGUUGAAAAUUGAGAAGAUGGAGACUCUCGAUGUCAAGUUACAAUUAUCGCCACUCUCCGGAUUAAUCUUCACUUGCAAUGGCCAGUUUUACGUAGCUAAUGAGAACAUCGAAGAGUCGUUCGACGGUGACCCAAGAACGCAGCUCAUUGGCCUUACGAUCUGUGCUUUGGCUCACGAAUGCGGAGGAUCGACCGCAAUAGAGCUGUUCAUGAAAUGUCUAGGUCCCGCCCUCUUCGAAGAAGGGUUAAUGCGGGAUCAGAUACACGGCCAGCUCGUGGAAAAUCUCGACAAGAUAAUCAACGAAGGUGCAGCCAGAGGCCUGCCGCAACGAUUCGUUACCGAGAUCGAGUCCCUCGGUGUCCCCACCGGCGAUCGAAAAAAACUGCGCCACCUCAUACUUGCCGAUGACGGAUCUGAGAUUGGGCUUGUUGGUGGACUCUUGGUGUGGAUCGCGUCUCGAGACCGGGAAGCGUAUCUGACGCGCAGCAGCCUCGUCACUCGUGUUGCUACACUCUUGAGAGCUGUAGGCUAUAAUAUUGGGGAGGUGAUCACAUGGGAUGGGGAAGGGGAGCAACCAAUGGGGGACAAAGAGCUGGUCCUUGUCUUAGGUGGACACAUGGAAACUGACAAGUUAAGGCUGAGUGACGAUGAGCUGCCAAACGAUCAGCAAAUCCAUCACUAUAGAUUGAAUACCGUGGGAGCGCUGUUCUGUACAACAUUGGAAACACAAUCGGGUCUUAUCCCGGAAGUUCUACAGUCUCGUUUCGAGGAGGUCUAUCAAUACAUCCAGGAGCACUUGAGUUUCGUAUGGAAGAGUGGGUAUAUUAAAGGCAGUCAUGCUGCCAACAUGGGACAGGUACAAGCUUGCCCGGUCUGGAAGAAAUCAAAGAUCGCAUCCACUCCUUCUGCUCUACGGCUUGCCGCUUUCCAUUUCCCGAUAGCAGCCGAAUGGCUAGCGCCUUGUUAUGAGAAGAUCGCGGGCUCUAAGGACUGGAUCAUCAUUUUGGAUCAGAAGCAGCGCUCAAGUAUUGGAUGGGAAACAGGCUUUCCACCCGCCUUGAUCAAUUUUCGCAUCAUCUCAGCUUCGAUUCUCAUAUCGGUUGCCAGCAGAUUAGCCCCAGAAGACUUUGAGAGCCUGCGCCACUCUAUCAACAUUGCUCUUGAUACACCGGAUUGGAUAGCAUCGAUGAGCUCAAUCAUUGAUAACGGUGUACAUCCGGGUCAUGAAUCACAACCGAGCAGUCUUGGAUUUCCAUUGUGGAAAGCCGUACAGAUAUUGGCUGUGGUCCAUGCAGCGUCAAGCCCAGAUUGGGUGGACCAAGAAGCCGAUGUCGACGUACGACGCAUCAUAGGCUGGAGGACUGGUGCGUACGCAGUCUUGCCGAGCCUACUCUUUGAGAUGGCACCUACCGAAAAGGCAAUCGGUAUUCGUUGUCUCGACCAGUUUUGGGCAAACGCAGUUGUCCGCUCUCAAGGCGCCAUUCACACACAAGACAACACCAUAAUGUACGGACUGUCUAUUGCGGCUGAAUCUUCCAAUAUGAGCGACUCAGAUACCGAGGCAAGCCUUCCCCUUGUGAACACUGGUGGCGAAUGUCACUUCGGCACCGCAGUCACUCGUCCGGCUGAUAGGGCCCUAAAAGCCGGCGAGGCUACCGCUACAUGA